Molecule: messenger RNA, 807 nt
Organism: Ostrea edulis (European flat oyster)
Lineage: Eukaryota; Metazoa; Mollusca; Bivalvia; Ostreida; Ostreidae
Product: mediator of RNA polymerase II transcription subunit 4-like
Exons: 6
Coding region: 35-790 (251 amino acids)
Biological process (GO): regulation of transcription by RNA polymerase II
Cellular component (GO): core mediator complex; mediator complex
Molecular function (GO): transcription coregulator activity
Source: RefSeq, a predicted model, not a curated record
UUUUCAUUGGAUAGAAUUGUAAAACAGAUGAAACAUGGCGGAGAUCAGUACAAGACAGAAAUUACUUUCACUUAUAGAAGAUGUUGAGCUUAUUUCUAAAGAGCUCUUUGAAGUUUCUGCUACACCCAAAAGUCAACAGAAACCUGAUGCAAUGGACUCCAUGACAUUGGUGGAACUGGUCACGAUGAAAGAUAAAGAAAUUAAGGAAACUUUAAAACUAGCUGCUGAACAAGCAGAAAUACAGAAAACUAUAGAAGAGCUGAGGGCAGUGGUUGAUAGAAGAGAUGCGGAAAUCAAACACUUACAAAAGAAUCUCAAGGAGGCAGAGACAAUACUGUCUACAGCAAUAUAUCAAGCCAAACAGAAACUGACAGCAAUCAAUCAAGCGAACAACAGAAAGAUUUCCUCCGAGGAGCUCAUUAAGUUCGCUCAUCGAAUCAGUGCCAGUAAUGCUGUAGCUUCACCGCCUACGUGGGCUCCAGGUGAUCCCAGAAGACCUUAUCCCACAGAUUUUGAAAUGAGACUUGGGAAAGUGGACCUUCCUUUAAACACCCCUUUGUUACAAUCACAAGGCUCGUACGGGGAACCCAUGUCUAGUAACAGAAGCUCCACCCAAGAUGGUGCUCCCACUUCCUCUGCGUCUGGCUGGCAUUCAUCGUCGGAAUCUAUGCUAGGGGCCAGCGGGACAAGUCACAUUCUGGAUAUGAAAGGACAUAAAACAGAGACAGAUGACGUGGAAUUUAUAACUAGUGGUGACUCGUCAAGUAGUAGUUUAUCUAGUGAUGAAUAAAAACUGUACACAAUUUU